Messenger RNA from Ananas comosus (pineapple), 1894 nucleotides. RefSeq names its product tubulin beta-1 chain. Lineage: Eukaryota; Viridiplantae; Streptophyta; Magnoliopsida; Poales; Bromeliaceae. Gene Ontology annotation, biological process: mitotic cell cycle; microtubule cytoskeleton organization. Gene Ontology annotation, molecular function: structural constituent of cytoskeleton; GTP binding; GTPase activity. The transcript is spliced from 4 exons. The record is from RefSeq and is a predicted model, not a curated record. Gene Ontology annotation, cellular component: cytoplasm; microtubule. Bases 151 to 1491 code for a protein of 446 amino acids.
CUCGCUCCCCUGUAUAAAAACCUCUCCUCCGCUUCGCUAGGGCUCCUCACUCUCUCGCUCUCACACCCACUCCCCUCCGCACUUCUCUCUCCGAUCGAUCGCUUCCUCUCCAAUCUGUCCUCUCUCCGAUUCUCCUCUUUUUAGGUAAAGAUGAGAGAAAUCCUCCACGUGCAGGGUGGCCAAUGCGGCAACCAGAUCGGAUCCAAGUUCUGGGAGGUUGUGUGUGACGAGCACGGUAUCGACCCCACGGGUCGCUACGCCGGCACCUCUGAUCUCCAGCUGGAGCGCGUCAAUGUGUACUACAACGAGGCCUCCUGCGGGAGGUUCGUCCCUCGUGCCGUGCUUAUGGAUCUGGAGCCAGGCACCAUGGACAGUGUCCGCACCGGACCCUAUGGCCAGAUCUUCCGCCCUGACAACUUUGUCUUUGGACAGUCGGGCGCUGGUAACAACUGGGCCAAGGGGCACUACACUGAGGGGGCCGAGCUCAUUGAUUCGGUCCUCGAUGUGGUCCGGAAGGAGGCCGAGAACUGUGAUUGCCUCCAAGGGUUCCAAGUAUGCCACUCCCUUGGUGGAGGAACGGGAUCUGGAAUGGGAACCCUUCUGAUCUCAAAGAUCAGGGAGGAGUACCCUGACCGGAUGAUGCUUACAUUCUCUGUUUUCCCUUCGCCAAAGGUCUCCGACACAGUUGUUGAACCAUAUAACGCAACUCUUUCUGUGCAUCAGUUGGUUGAGAAUGCAGAUGAAUGCAUGGUGCUGGACAAUGAAGCUCUCUAUGAUAUCUGCUUCCGCACUCUCAAGCUUACCACUCCUAGCUUUGGCGACCUCAAUCACUUGAUCUCUGCGACCAUGAGUGGCGUCACAUGCUGCCUCCGCUUUCCUGGCCAGCUCAAUUCUGAUCUCCGCAAGCUGGCAGUCAACCUGAUCCCCUUCCCGCGUCUCCACUUCUUCAUGGUCGGCUUCGCACCCCUCACCUCCCGUGGGUCACAGCAGUACCGGGCCCUAACCGUGCCUGAGCUCACCCAGCAGAUGUGGGACUCCAAGAACAUGAUGUGUGCUGCUGACCCCCGCCAUGGCCGCUACCUCACUGCCUCUGCCAUGUUCCGAGGCAAGAUGAGCACCAAAGAAGUCGACGAACAAAUGAUCAACGUCCAAAACAAGAACUCUUCCUACUUUGUGGAGUGGAUACCCAACAAUGUCAAAUCCAGCGUGUGCGAUAUCCCCCCGCGCGGACUCUCAAUGGCGUCAACCUUCAUUGGUAACUCAACUUCCAUUCAGGAGAUGUUUAGGAGGGUGAGCGAGCAGUUCACGGCCAUGUUCAGGAGGAAGGCCUUCUUGCACUGGUACACAGGUGAGGGCAUGGACGAGAUGGAGUUCACUGAGGCAGAGAGCAACAUGAAUGAUCUCGUCUCUGAGUACCAGCAAUACCAGGAUGCCACUGCCGAUGAGGAAGGCGAGUACGAGGACGAGGAAGAAGCGGUCCAGGAAAUGUGAGAGGGGAAAUAUGCUGAUCUCGCUGCACCUUGCGGUCCGCGAUAGUGUUGUGGUAUUAUUGCGUUCCCUUUCCUUUAUUUUUAGCUAGAAAGUAUCACAUGUGCUUGAAUUGCUUCUAUGUGAGCUUCUCAUAUUAUACUGUUAUGUUGGUUGUUGUGUUGUUGUUAGUUAUGUGCUCAUGUUUUUGCUACCAGACAACUUGUUGCUUGAUAUGCUUUCUCGCAUAUGUUGAAUACUAGAUCAUGUUUAAUAUCAGUAGUUUUCAGCAUCUUUUAUCUUGUGUCACUUUAGUUGUCCGAUUUUGGCUUGAAGCUACCAAAAAUGUGACACUGUCGUGCACUCGUUGGACAAGUGUUUAUUGUUUUAUCUUCUCAUUCCCAGGGCAAGUGAUAUGUAUUCUUAA